Striga hermonthica is the source of this 663-nucleotide messenger RNA. Lineage: Eukaryota; Viridiplantae; Streptophyta; Magnoliopsida; Lamiales; Orobanchaceae. The record is from the annotation of a GenBank genome assembly.
AUGGUGGAAGUUCAGUUUGGAGUUAAAGUUAAGCAGAUAAGAACAGAUAAUGGGGGAGAGUUUGUUAAUAAAGAAAUGGAAAUGUUGUUGAAGGAUAAUGGAAUAGUACACCAAAGGACCUGUCCUUAUACUCCACAACAAAAUAGUGUUGUGGAGAGAAAACACAGGUCCAUUCUUGAGGUGGCAAGAUCAUUGGCUUUCCAGUGCAAACUGCAAAGAAAUCUUUGGCCUUAUAGUUUGUUAGCAGCAGUACAAAUCAUCAACACAUUACCAAGUGAGAAGCUGAAGUGGAAAUCUCCUUAUGAGCUCUUGCAUGGCAGUGAACCAGCAUAUGGAAUGUUUAAUGUGUUUGGUUGCUUGUGUUAUGCAAGUAGGCUUGGUCCCAACAGGAAGAAAUUUGAUGAGAGGGCCAUGCCUUGUGUGUUUCUGGGAUACAUCUCAGGGACAAAAGGAUACAGAUUGUAUAGUUUGGAAUCUAAGGAAGUGUUUGUUUCCAGAGAUGUUAUAUUCUAUGAAGAAAGGUUUCCUUUCAUAGAUAAAGAAUCUUUGACCCCAGAACAAGAACCACUGGAGCCAGUUGUUGAUGAUUUCACUACAUGUGAGCCUGAACCACAUGUGUUGAACAAUGAAAGGCAUGACCCACCUGCUAAAGAAAAUGUUGCA